Metopolophium dirhodum (rose-grain aphid) is the source of this 6565-nucleotide messenger RNA. RefSeq names its product serine-rich adhesin for platelets-like. The record is from RefSeq and is a predicted model, not a curated record. The transcript has 4 exons. Bases 256 to 6270 code for a protein of 2004 amino acids. Lineage: Eukaryota; Metazoa; Arthropoda; Insecta; Hemiptera; Aphididae.
UUAGUGUUUACUGAUAAUUGUCAAUCGACAAUUUAUCCGAUGAAAUGUUCAACUGUUCUUCAAUCUAUGGAAUGUACCCCCUAAACCACGGUCUUGCCAUUGUCAUAUUCUGCGGUCUAAGAAUGUCUUAGAAUAUUCAUAAGUCGUAAGCGGUAACUACUCAUUGUCGCCAAGCUUUACUGCGGUCUGCGGCAAAUUGUUGUUGGAUCACGAGCAAAUGAACAAUACCAAUCGUCGUUAAUUCGUAAUUUUGUAAUGGAGUCCUCGAUACAUAACACUAGUACGAGUUCAGCUAAGUCUGUUGCAUUAAGUUAUGAAAUGGAUACUUCCAAUGAAGAAAUUGACCAACAAGUUUUACGAGAUGCUGGGGAACAAACUAUUAAUGCAGAAUGGUCAGCGACAGUAUCUGCAUUAAAUUCAUCAGACACAACUUCAAGUAAUUCCUAUAAUAAUAUUGAGACAUUAAAAGAGUGUUGUGCUAAUCCUUCAGAUACUCUUAAAGACAAAGAAGAUUUUAUGGUUAUUGAAUCUUCUUCUACUGUUGUAAAUAUAUCAAAAUUCAAUGACACAAAAUAUUAUUCAGAAUGUAAAACCACAGCAUUUCAAAAAAAACACAAACCACUUUCCCAAAACGUUAGUCGUUGUUUUGAGAAUAUUUUAGAUGAUGAUAGUCAAAUGGAGAUAACUCAGAGUAGUAUUUGUUUAAAUCGUUUUCAAAAGCGUAAAAGAUUGAUACCACCAAAUGAUGAAGAUUUUAUUGAAAUUAAUAAUUCCAAUUACAGUGGAUCAAAUAGUAUGGAAGUCAGCAUGACAAAGUCUCCAAAAUUCAGUUUUUCCAGGAAAAAAAAGGAUCAAUUUGAAAUACCAGAUUAUAACUUGUCUGCCUCAGACAGUGAUUCAAUUGCUAAUGAAACUAAUAUAUCUAAAAGAAAAGAAAAUGCAUCAAAUUGCUCUCUUGUUGUAAAUGAUAAUUCCAACAAUAUGAAGAAUGCAUCAAAAACAGAAGUCUUUACCCACAAAUUCAGCCUAAAAACAAUUGGUGUAGCUGAUUCUGUUUUUGAAAAUAUUAUCAAUAAUUCAAGCAUUAUAUCUGAUAUUACAUUAAACAAUAAGAAAACAUCCUUGAAUGAGACUGCAUUAUCAAAUGUUAACAACACAUCAGUUUUUAGUAAAAUGGACUUGUCUAAUUUAAAUCAUACCUAUGAUAUACCUAAUAAUACUAAUUCUACUUCAGUCAAUGCUUCAAUUGUUGGUGAUGCUGAUAUACCUAAAGUAAAACAAAAUGCUGUUUUUAAAAAACCAUCAAACUUAUCUAUUCUUGUAAAUGAUAACUCUAACAAUAUCAUGGAUACAUCCAAAACAGAAGUCUUAGCACAAAAAUUCAGCAAAAAAUCAAUUUGUGUACCUGAUUCUGCAUUUGACAACAUUAUUGAUGAUUCAAGCAUGACAUCUAAUAUUGGAUUAAAUAACAUGAAAACAUCUUUGAAUGAGACCUCAGUGUCAAAUAUUAAUAACAGUAAAAUGAACAUGUCACAUUUAAACUAUACCUAUGAUAUACCUACAAACAUUAAUACUCCUAAAAUUGAUGUUAUUAUUGCUGGUGAAGCUAAUAUACCUAAAGUAAAACAAAAUACUGAUUCAAAAAAACCUUCAAAUUUGUCUAUAGUUGUAAAUGAUAGUUCUAACAAUAUCAUUGAUGUAUCCAAACCAGAAGUCUUAACACACAAGUUCAGCCGAAAAACAAUUGAUGUAGCUGAUUCUGUAUUUGACAAUAUUAUUAAUAAUUCAAGCAUUUUAUCUGAUAUUACGUUAAAUCAUAAUCAUACAUUCUCGAAUGAGCCGCUAGUGUCAAAUGUUAAUAAGCCAGUGCUUAAUAAAAUUGAUAUGUCUAAUUUAAACCAUACAUAUGAUAUCCCUACAAAUAUUAAUACUUCUACAAUUGACGUUUCUAUUGCUGGUGAUGCUAAUAUACCUAAAGUAAAACAAAACACUGAUUUAAAAAUACCUUCAAAUUUGUCUAUAGUUGUAAAUGAUAGUUCUAACAAUGUCAUGGAUGUAUCCAAACCAGAAGUCUUAACACACAAGUUCAGCCGAAAAACAAUUGAUGUAACUCAUUCUGUAUUCGACAAUAUUAUUAAUGAUUCAAGCAUGACAUCUGAUAUCACAUUAAAUAACAAGAAGGUAUCUUUGACUGAGACGUCAGUAUCAAAUGAUAAUACUCCAGUUUUUGGUACAACAGACGUUUCUAAUUCAAAUUACACCUAUGAUAUACCUAUGAAUAACAAUACUACUCUUUUGGAUGCUAUUGUUGAACAUGAUAAAAAUAUGUCUGAAACUCCUGUUUCACUUCAAAACAACAGAUCUAAAAGCUUUAAUUUACGUCCACUAAAAUUUAAUUUUACUAAUAAAUUUGGUCGCCAUAGUCUGAGCUUACAAGAACACAGUCCAAGCUUUGAUGGAGUAAAGCAACACAACAUUUCAUUAAAUACUGAUUUUAGCAAAAACUCCGGAGAAGAAUCUAAUAUUUUUCUUAAAUCUGCUAAUAUUAGUAAUUUGAACUUAAAGUCACAUCCACACUUUUCUAUUAUUCGAGAAAUACCACCACUUGAUGAUCCAUUACUAACCAAUACAUUAAAUCAAGAACAACUUCAAUCAAAGCAUUCAAUUAGUUCUAAUUCAAAUAAUGAAGAUUUUUUACUGUCAAAUACCACUACUAAAUCAUUAGAAAGUAAUGAAUUUCAAAAAAAUCAAUCAAAACAUUCAAUGAGUUCUACUUCAAGUAAUGAAGGUUUAACUUUGUUAAAUUCUACUACUGGAUUAUUGGGAAGCUGCAGUUCAUCGAGAACUCAAUCAAGGUUAUUGACAUCUAAACAAUCAAAUAGUUCUACUUCAAAUAAUGACACAUUAAAUUCAACUAUGGAAUCAUUAGACAGAUCACAGAAUGAUCAAUCUAAGCAUUUAAUAAGCUCUACUUCAAAUAAUGAAGAUUUAACAUUAACAAAUUCAACAACUGGAUUUUCAGGAAAAUGUAGUUCAUCUAGAAAUAAAUCAACAUCAUCUGAACAUUCAACAAGUGUUAUUUCAAACCAUGACAGUUUAACUUCAUUAAAUGCCACUACAGAAAUAUCAUUAGGUGGUAGAUCGUCAAGAAAUCAAUCUAAACAUUCAACAAGUGUUAUGUCCAAAAAUGAUAAUUUAACAUUGUUAAAUACCACUAUGGACUCAUUAAAAAGUAAUGAAACUCAGAAAACCCAAUCAAAGCGUUCAAUAAGUUCUGAUUCAUAUAAUGAAGGUUUAACAUUAACAAAUUCAACCACUGAAUAUUCAGAAAGAUGUAGUUCGUCUACAAAUAAUUCAUCAUCAUCAGAACAUUCAACAAGUGUUAUUUCAAACCAUGACAGUUUAACUUCAUUAAAUACCACUACAGAAAUAUCAUUAGGUGGUAGAUCGUCGAGAAAUCAAUCUAAACAUUCAACAAGUGUUAUGUCCCAAAAUGAUAAUUUAACAUUGUUAAAUACCACUAUGGAAUCAUUAAAAAGUAAUGAAUCUCAGAAAACACAAUCAAAGAGUUCAAUAAGUCGUGAUUCGUUUAAUGAAAGUUUAAAAUCAUCAAAUUCUACUACUGGAUCUUCAGGAAGACGUAGUUCGUCUAGAAAUAAAUCAUCAUCAACAUCAUCUAAGCAUUCAACAAGUGUUAUUUCAAAUAAUGACGAUGUAAUGUCGUUAAAUGACAGUAAUGAAAUAUCAGUGAGUGGUAGAUCAUCAAGAAAUCAAUCUAAACAUUUAACUAGUGUUAUUUCCAACAAUGAUAAUUUAACAAUGUUGAAUACCUCUAUGGAAUCAUUAAAAAGUAAUGAAUCUCAGAAAACACAAUCAAAACGGUCUAUAAGUCCUAUUUCGUAUAAUGAAAGUUUAAAAUCAACAAAUUCUACUACUGGAUCUUCAGGAAGACGUAGUUCGUCUAGAAACAAAUCAUCAUCAACAUCAUCUAAGCAUUCAACAAGUACUAUUUCAAAAAAUGACAGUGUAACGUCUUUAAAUGACAGUAAAGAAAUAUCAGUAGGUGGUAGAUCGUUGAGAAAUCGAUCUAAACAUUCAACAAGUGUUAUUUCCAACAAUGAUAAUCUAACAUUGUUGAAUACCUCUAUGGAAUCAUUAAAAAGUCAUGAAUCUCAGAAAACACAAUCUAAGCGUUCUAUAAGUCCCACUUCAUGUAAUGAAAGUUUAAAAUCAACAAAUUCUUCUACUGGAUCUUCAGGAAGACGUAGUUCGUCAAGAAAUAAAUCAUCAUCAACAUCAUCUAAGCAUUCAACAAGUACUAUUUCAAAAAAUGACAGUGUAACGUCUUUAAAUGACAGUAAAGAAAUAUCAGUAGGUGGUAGAUCGUCGAGCAAUCGAUCUAAACAUUCAACAAGUGUUGUUUCAAACAAAGAUAAUUUAACAUUGUUGAAUACCUCUAUGGAAUCAUUAAAAAGUAAUGAAUCUCAGAAAACACAAUCAAAGCGUUCAAUAAGUCCUGAUUCGUAUAAUGAAAGUUUAAAAUCAACAAAUUCUACUACUGGAUUUUCAGGAAGACGUAGUUCGUCUAGAAAUAAAUCAUCAUUAUUGACAUCUAAACAUUCAACAAGUGUUAUUUCAAACAGUGACAGUGUAACAUCGUUAAAUGUUACUACAGAAAUUUCAGUAGGUAGUAGGUCGUCAAAAAAUCAAUCUAAACAUUUAACAAGUGUUAUUUCUAACCAUGACAGUUUACCAUUGUUAAACGCUGCCUCUAUGGGAUUAUUAGAAAGUAAUGAAUCUCCAAAAACUCAAUCUACAAGUCCUACUUUAAAUAUUGAAAAUUUAACAACUUUGAAUACCACUACUGAAUCAUUAAAACAAAAUGUAGUUUCAAUAAAUGGAUCAAUUUCAAAACAUUCUUCAUUGAUUAACAGCGGAAAGAUAUCCGUUAAUGCACUUGGAGAUGUUAUAAACAAUGUUAGUAGAAUGUCUACUCGAUCAUCAAAACGAAAAAGCAAUUGUUUGGGUAAUGUGGAACCUAUAACUUCAAUUAUUAUUGAUGGAUUAUCUAAUAGUGAUGGUUUAACAAUUAAAAAUACUACUACUGGACCUUUAGAACAAAAGAUAUUGUCAAUAAAUCAAUUAAAUUCUUCACCAAAUAUUUCUACUAAAACGUCCACUAAUGAAUUGAUACAAGAAGAUGAUACAAAUAAUAUUAGUAAAAUGUAUGCUUCAUCGUCCAAACAAAAAAACAAAUCUUAUGAUGAUAUCGAACAAUUAAUGUCAAAUAUUACUGAUGGCCCAUUGGUAGAAAAUAGACCGUCUAAAACUAGAGUACUAAGAUCUUCUCUGCAUAUUAAUAAAAAUAAAUCUUUACCAACUAAAUCAUUGACGUCAGAAAAUGAUGUAAAUAAUUUAUCUAUUGGUUCUACUAGAACUUCAAACCACAUGGCUAAUUUUAAUAAUGAAACUUUUGAUAAUAAUUCUGAUAAUUCAUUAUUUUGGACAACAUUACCUGAUGAGUCCACAAACAUAUCAAUCAUCCAGAAUGUAAAUAUGAAUACAUUUCAAACGCCUAAGAGAAAUAAAUUAUCUAUUGCAGAAAAUAUAGUUAAUACAAUUAAAAUCAUGUCAACAAAUAAACAAAAAUCUACUCAUCCAGGCGCUUUUGAACUCGAUGAUCAUAAUGAUGGACCAUUGACAAGAUCAUUAGUAACACGUUCACGUUCAUGUAAUCGCAGUCCUUCAAUUCUGACUGUAGUGUUUGGUGGACAAAAAACCUCAGAGUCAACUUCAUCGCUCACACAAUCUCCCUCAGAAAUUAUAUUUGAUCAAUCACAAGUUGAAGAAAACGUAAAACAAAAGUUUAAGUCUCUGUAUAAGAAAGAAUCAUGGAUUACCAAACGACUUUACAAAUUCUUAAUUAUUAAACUGCAACCAAAUUAUAAUAUAUAUGCGGUAAAGUAUGCAGAAAAGUUUGUCAAAUAUUUAGCACAGUUAUUAAAGCAAAUGCUUAAAGAUCAAGUAAAUUUGCAGUUGUGUACAGAUAUGUUGAGAUACCACAUGGCGAGAUAUCACAUCAUCAAAGAUACAUUUGAUUACUUAGGAUUUUUGACUGAUUACAUUCCAAUGGAAUAUUAUAAUAAGUUAGUUCCUGGGUGGAACUUUGAGACAUCAGCAGUAAAAUUUGAUCCACAAAAAUAUUAUAUUCCUCUCAUGGAUGAUGAAGAAUUCUUAAUUUAUAUUAUGGAACACCUUAAUGAAGCUUAAUUUAGUAUGCCUCUAUUUACCGCCAAUAAAUAUAAAUUGAUUUUAUAGGUGUUUUUUAUAUAUUUUAUUAUUAUUAUUAAUAUACUAUAUUAUGAAGUAGAUUAAAGAAGAUAUUUUAUUUUAUAGUUAAUUAUUUAUUAAAUUGUCAGUUAAAUGUAAUAUGCUGAAUUUAAUUGAGAUUUGUACAUUUUUUUAAAAUACAUGUAAUUUUUAAUAUUUUACAGUUGAACUUUUAAUAAUAAAACAGAAAUUUUUGUGUAAUUGUGUGAAAUUGUUUUAAAAUUAAAAAUAGUAU